Messenger RNA from Perognathus longimembris pacificus (Pacific pocket mouse), 1790 nucleotides. It is a transcript of the gene Slc35b4, whose product is annotated as solute carrier family 35 member B4. Gene Ontology annotation, molecular function: UDP-xylose transmembrane transporter activity; UDP-N-acetylglucosamine transmembrane transporter activity. Gene Ontology annotation, biological process: transmembrane transport. Gene Ontology annotation, cellular component: Golgi membrane; endoplasmic reticulum membrane. NCBI's taxonomy places the organism in Eukaryota, Metazoa, Chordata, Mammalia, Rodentia, Heteromyidae. The record is from RefSeq and is a predicted model, not a curated record. The transcript is spliced from 10 exons. Bases 258 to 1253 code for a protein of 331 amino acids.
GGCAUGCUGGGAUUUGUAGUCCUCUGGCGGCUCGGACGCCCCCUCGGAUGAAUGGGGCCGGGACUCACGGCGAACUACAGCUCUUCGGCUUCGAGUGUCGGGUCGCGUCCCGGGAGAAGAGUGAGGAACCGCGGCGGACCCUGCGAAGAGGAGCGCUCCGGGCAGCGGCGAUGUGCGUCGCCGGCUUGCUGGGGGUAGCGGUUUGAUCUAGACGGGCGCUUCCUCUGCGCGCUCGCUGCUCGGGGCCUGCAUCGGCCAUGCGCCCGGUCUUCGCCGUGGGCCUGGUGUUCGCCGGCUGCUGCAGCAACGUGGUCUUCCUGGAGCUGCUGGUCCGGAAGCAUCCAGGAUGUGGGAACAUCGUGACGUUUGCACAAUUCUUAUUUAUUGCUAUAGAAGGAUUUCUCUUUGAAGCCGACUUGGGAAGGAAGCCUCCAGCCAUCCCAAUAAGGUACUACGCCAUCAUGGUGACCAUGUUCUUCACGGUCAGUGUGGUGAACAACUAUGCCCUCAAUCUCAACAUCGCCAUGCCCCUGCACAUGAUCUUCAGAUCCGGUUCUCUAAUUGCUAGCAUGAUUCUGGGAAUUAUCAUUUUGAAGAAAAGAUACAGCAUAUUCAAGUACACCUCCAUUGCACUGGUGUCCACAGGGAUAUUUAUCUGCACCUUCAUGUCAGCAAAGCAAGUGACUUCCCAGUCCACCUUGAGUGAGAACGAUGGGUUCCAGGCAUUUGCAUGGUGGUUACUAGGUAUUGGGGCAUUGACUUUUGCUCUGCUGAUGUCAGCAAGGAUGGGUAUAUUCCAAGAGACACUAUACAAACAAUUUGGGAAACACUCCAAGGAGGCUUUAUUUUACAAUCACGCCCUUCCACUUCCUGGUUUUAUCUUCUUGGCUUCUGAUAUUUAUGACCAUGCAGUUCUGUUCAACAAGUCUGCGUUAUAUCAAGUUCCGGUCAUCGGUGUGACGAUGCCCAUCAUGUGGUUCUACCUCCUCAUGAAUGUCAUCACUCAGUACGUGUGCAUCCGGGGUGUGUUCAUCCUCACAACAGAAUGUGCCUCCCUCACCGUCACGCUGGUUGUGACUUUGCGCAAGUUUGUGAGCCUCAUGAUUUCCAUCUGGUACUUCCAGAAUCCCUUCACGCCGUGGCACUGGCUGGGCACCUCAUUUGUCUUCUGCGGGACCUUACUCUACACAGAAGUGUGGAACAACUUGGGGACCCCAAAAAGUAAGCCACAGAAGGAUGACAAGAAGAACUGAGCUCCGCCUGCCAGACAGACCAGUGCUGGUGGUCCGGGAGGCCUGUGCUGCUGGCCCGGCCACCCUGUCACUUUGGUUAUGUGGAAUUACUCCCAGUAUCGAAGCACACGUGCUCCAGAGGAAUUCAGAGGUAGGGGGCAUCUCAGAAGGAGAGGCCAUAAGAUGACCUCUUGUGGCCAUCCGCACAUUUGUAGACUGAGUAGACACCCUUCAGUCCUGAAGUAGGAAAAAACACACACACAACUAGUUCUACACUAUCAGACAGCUUUCACCUUUGCUUUUCUGUUUCAUUUACCAGAAGAUUUAGAGCUAUGUUUGUUGGUUCAAUACCAAGUCCCGGGACUUCUACUUUUCUAUCUGUGGCCUCAGAGAAGUUGAUGCCUUUUGUUACUGCCCUGGUGAUUUUCCGCUGUGAUGGUCAUGACCGUCCUUGGGUGCAUCCCAUUUCCUCCUGUCCCCCUCCACUCCUCAGCAGCACUUUGCAGACCACCACCAGCCGCUGAGGAACCAGCUGGUCAAGUGAACCAAGACCCCAGC